AACUCAUUGUCUUUCAUUAACAGAAUUUACCUGGUGAAGCACCUGUGUCGAUUUUACGGUGUAGAUGUGUAUCAGGCAAUAUGCCGUAGCCAUGCAACAUUUUUAAGGUGGAUCAGAAUGAAGGAUUUAAACCGAGAUCAAGUAGUUGAGGUAUCAGAUAGAUAUAUUGUGUGUGGUGAAAGUUACAGGCAAGUGAGAGAAGCUCUAACAAAAGUAGUUAUCGGAGAGAGUAUAGAACACCUAGAGGAAAUUAUGCAGGAACUUCAUACUGCAGGAAGAAGAGCUGAGACAUUUUUACAGCUUGCUGUUCAUAGGGAAAUCACUAGCUCAUAUUUGUACCCACAAAAUCAAAGGAAACUUACACAACAAGUAAAGGCUACUAUAACACAAUUCAUUGAAACUAGUGCUAGUGAUGAAGUCAGAAAUAAGGCAUUGGUGAAUGCCAUGAUGAUGAACCAGCUUGUUCCCAGACAUUUAGCAGUCAUUGAGGGUGCGAAUUUACGCUCACAAGGGCUACAGUGCCUCAUUGUACACUACCUUUGUGUGAUGUCACGUUUUAAUGGGGCAGGUACUUUGUUGCAGCCUUUGAUUGCCAUGAUGACAAAUCCACAGAACUAUACUAAUUCAUAUUUACCCACCAUGCCCCAAGAUGACCUUGAAGAUGUAAAAGAGGCUUUGUUAGCUGCCAGGAAUCAAGUGAGAGGAGCAGAUAGUAACCCUGUGUUUUAUAGAUGCCCCAAUGGUCAUGUGUACGUUGUCGGUGAUUGUGGACGACCAACAUUUGUUACCAAUUGCCCUACUUGUGGUGCAGUUAUUGGUGGUGACAAUCACAUUCCGAAACCAGGCAACAUUAAAGACAAUAGUAAUGAUAACACAAAGACAGGCCAUAUUCUCGGCCGUGCUGCAACUAGGGGGCCAGGUCCUAAGCCAGAGAGGACACUUUCACCUACAUACUGUGCUGCAGUUAGACUUCUACUACACAUGGCAAUGUAUAUUGGGUCCGGUGUAAAUCAACAGGCUAUACAGAGAUUGAUCAGACCAGAUAUAGAUGUGAACAAUGUUGUUGAGUUUUUAUGGGCUCAUAUAAACCUGGAUAUAGAUGAUCUACAAAGAACCCUUGGUAGAAGCAUAGAUGACGCAUUGUUAUUGAUGCAUACUAUUGUCAAUCAAAUUAUGAGAAUACACAAUGAUGGUACACAUGUUACUCAAGACAUAAGCCAACUUUCAACCAAGGAGGGAAGACGUAAAUGGGAAAUUGCUUUCUCUGAAAACUUUUUGCGAGUAUCUUUACAGAACCUUGACAAUAAUUUAAAGGCAUGUAACCAAGAUAUAGCACAAGAUCAGAGACUAGGAGCAGACCCUCUACUCUGUCUACUGUAUGAGACAGACACCAAUGUUGAGAGAGAGAAUCCAGCAAUUCUUGAAGACAUUCCAAGAGUCUGGCGUUAUAGAACACCUAUAUCUCUACAACAUCUUAGACAAGAAGUUGAAGCUAAAGUAUCUCAACAACAGCAUAAAGUUCUACAACUCUUUCUCAAAGAGGAUCAUCAUCUAAGAGCUAUUCGCUACAUUCCAAGUAUUUUACGUCUACAUCGAGCUCUGUUUCAAAAGUAUCAGAGAAAACUAGACAAAGCUGAGGCGUCACAAAUAAAUGUUGCUCAAUUGAAAAGAGAGGAAAUAGCUGGUGGUGAAACAUUGCAAUUAUUACAAGAUUUUACAGCUGCCUGGGAGUUAGUGAGGGAGUCAUUGGCUUUAUAUACGUGUCCUACAGAACUUGGUCCUAUGACUGUACAAAAGGAGUAUUGUCAACAAACCAUCAAUGACAAAACACAAAUAUCAUUGCUUCUACCUACCACAAAAGAAGCAGGCCUCUGCUCAUAUGCAAUGUUAGAUUUCUUGAUGAGAAAACAGAAUGACUUUCUAGAUAAAUACUUAAAGGAAACACAAAGAAAGCAAAGUAGUAUAUCCAGUGUGAACCCCAAAGAGGUGACUUCAGCACAUCUAAUCAGCUACGACCCCCAGCACGACAUUUUACCUUUAGUGCUUGCUAACUGCCAGUAUUCAUUUGAGAUGGGUAAAGGGACAAAGAUAGAGUAUGACUUUGCUGCCUUAGAGAGACAAUUGAUGGACAGAUUCUUGUUUUCAAAGUCAAGAAUUGAAGUUGGGAGAGUGCUAAUGAUUGACCAGAUGACAUACAGGACAGAGUUUACCAAUGCUGAAGUAUUCAAAAAACUUGCUGACAAGAUUCCACAGGAGAGACUUAGUGCUGUCACAAAGAAUCAAAUAUGCAGUGAAAUAAAGAACCUUCCUGAUCUAUGUACAUCACUAGACAAUCUGGACAUUACAAUAAGUUUUCUCAAGUCUACAGGAGGGGCCCAGCAGGCGUGUGAAUUAAGACAUGCACAGUCACUAUGGUUACUGCUGUCACUACAGAAAUCAAAAAAGAUGAUUGGAAAUAAUCAACACACAGAGUCUACUUUUGAGAGUCUUGAACAAGAGUUCCACCAAGAACUACCAGAUGAAUUGACAAAUGAAUAUUGGGCAUACAUGAAAAAAUUAUCAGUAGAAAAGCUGACUCAAUUGUUGGAAGUCUUGCAUGAAUAUAUUCUAUUAGUUGUGGCUGUGAGACAGAAUUCAACAGACGAGGAUUACAUUGAAACAUUUAGUAAUAGACUAGGUGAAUGGUUGAAGGGUUAUAUAGAAGGUAUGGACAAUCCUACCCUAGAUCUAGCUGUGCUGGCCGACUUCCCCAAAGAGAUCCUUUAUAAACACAGUGUACAAACCUGGGUUAGAACCUACAACAUGUUGAUUGAGAAACAGACAGGGAACUCAAGAAGGUUCAGAUAA
Molecule: messenger RNA, 2847 nt
Organism: Ruditapes philippinarum (Manila clam)
Lineage: Eukaryota; Metazoa; Mollusca; Bivalvia; Venerida; Veneridae
Product: E3 ubiquitin-protein ligase rnf213-alpha-like
Exons: 22
Coding region: 118-2847 (909 amino acids)
Molecular function (GO): ubiquitin-protein transferase activity; ATP hydrolysis activity
Source: RefSeq, a predicted model, not a curated record